Molecule: messenger RNA, 1135 nt
Organism: Xenia sp. Carnegie-2017
Lineage: Eukaryota; Metazoa; Cnidaria; Anthozoa; Malacalcyonacea; Xeniidae
Product: ras-like GTP-binding protein RHO
Exons: 6
Coding region: 195-893 (232 amino acids)
Biological process (GO): small GTPase-mediated signal transduction
Molecular function (GO): GTP binding; GTPase activity
Source: RefSeq, a predicted model, not a curated record
AGUGAUCAAGAUGUUAAUUAGUAUGAUCUCCUAAGUUCUCUUGCGUUUAAAAUCUAUUUAAAAUAAAAGACGGUUUCUUUGAGUUAACAAGAAAAUUUGCAUUGCUAUUGUAUGUAAAACUGGCGUCAGCACAAACAAGAAACGAAAUUUCACAAGCUGUUAAAGAGGGAGAAACGACUUCCAAUUUUUCAAAGAUGGCUGUUGAUAAAAUGCAAACGAAAGAUGCUCAAGAAGUUGUGUCAAAAGAGCGAUAUAAGUUGGUGGUUUUAGGAGACGAAGGAUGUGGAAAAACAGCAUUACUUAAUGCGUUGGUUAAAACUUCAAAUUUUGAGGUCGAAGAUUCACAUCUUUCGUCAUUCGAUGAGUGUGUUCAGGACAUUGAUACAAGUGAAAACCAUAUUGAAUUUACUUUAUAUGAAAUAACAGGUAUGGAUGACUACAGCAGUUUUCGUUACGAACUUUAUGAAGGAACUGACGUCUUUCUUGUUUGCUUUGACAUUGGCAGUCCAAGCUCUUUAGAAAGUGUUAUAACUAAGUGGUCAAAUGAAAUCAAACAAGAACAUCCACACAUUCCUUUUUUACUGAUUGGUUGUAAAAAUGAUCUUCGAACGGAAUCUGCGUUAGAAAAUAAAGAUUGUCAGGAUAGUGUCUCAAAAAUUAAGGCAGAGUCAGUAAGCAAAAGAAUCAGAGCAAGAUCAUACGUGGAAUGUUGUGCAAAGACAAGAUGGAAUGUUAAUUUGGUAUUCCAAGCUGCAGCCGACGCGAUUUUUGAAGAAGACACAGAUUAUUUUCCAGAUUUUAAUGAACCUGUAUUUCGAAGAAGACUCGGUUCGGACAAAAGUACUUCUAAUCUUAGAAGAUUUUCAAUUGUCUUUGGUUCGAGCUUCGAUUGAAUGAUAUAAACAAUCAUCGUCAAUUCUAAAAAUUAAAUGAGCUCCGAUGGAGAAAAUUGAAGAUAAAUUUGAAACAACUAGGACGCUUGGUAAGUAUGGUAUAAUUGUAAAACUUUUCUAACAAAAUACCAUCAGAAAUAAAACUGUUGGUGUAGCAUUAUAAAGCAAAGUCUAUAUAUAAUAUUUCUUUUUUUGUAGCAAUUUUUUUAGGUUAUACAUUAAUUACAUUUACGAUAAAAAUA